Messenger RNA from Phasianus colchicus (ring-necked pheasant), 4045 nucleotides. It is a transcript of the gene GOSR1, whose product is annotated as golgi SNAP receptor complex member 1. Gene Ontology annotation, biological process: vesicle fusion; endoplasmic reticulum to Golgi vesicle-mediated transport; inter-Golgi cisterna vesicle-mediated transport. Gene Ontology annotation, molecular function: SNAP receptor activity. Lineage: Eukaryota; Metazoa; Chordata; Aves; Galliformes; Phasianidae. Gene Ontology annotation, cellular component: cis-Golgi network; SNARE complex; Golgi medial cisterna. The record is from RefSeq and is a predicted model, not a curated record.
GGCACCGCGCUCGAAGGGAGACGCUCUAGGCAGGAGUUCUCGGCAGGCGGCGGCUGACGUUGGACAACAAAGAUGGCGGCGGGGAGCAGCAACUACUGGGAAGAUCUCAGGAAGCAGGCGAGGCAGUUGGAGAACGAGCUGGACCUGAAGCUGGUCUCCUUCAGCAAGCUCUGCACCAGCAGCCGGGACGGGCGGCGCGACAGGUAUAGCUCUGACACCACUCCUCUCUUAAAUGGGUCGAGUCAGGACAGAAUGUUUGAGACCAUGGCUGUGGAGAUUGAACAGCUUCUGGGAAAGCUUACUGGAAUAAAUGACAAAAUGGCAGAAUAUACAAACAGUGCAGGAGUCCCAUCCCUGAAUGCUGCACUGAUGCACACAUUACAGCGUCACAGAGACAUCCUGCAGGAUUAUACUCACGAAUUCCACAAAACCAAAGCGAACUUCUUGGCAAUAAGAGAAAGGGAGAAUCUGUUGGGAUCAGUACGAAAAGAUAUUGAGUCAUAUAAAAGUGGGUCUGGCGUGAAUAACAGAAGAACAGAACUAUUCCUGAAGGAACACGAGCACCUUCGGAACUCAGAUCGGCUGAUAGAAGAAACAAUAAGCAUUGCCAUGGCAACGAAAGAAAAUAUGACUUCGCAGAGAGGGAUGUUGAAGUCAAUACACAGCAAGAUGAAUACCUUGGCUAAUCGAUUCCCAGCAGUGAACAGCCUGAUCCAGAGGAUCAACCUUCGGAAACGACGGGAUUCAUUCAUUUUGGGCAGCAUCAUUGGCAUCUGUACCAUCCUACUGCUGCUCUUUGCCUUCCAUUGAUGGAUGUUCCCCCGUGGACUCUACUAAACUCAUCACCACCAUCCCUCCCCCCAGCCAAGGAAAAGUGAGCAGGGGAAGAGAUGGACUUCCAUCAGCCUGCUCCCCCUGGCUGGGACCGUCAGCAUGAUGUCUGGAGUUGAUGAUGAUAGACUACAACACUGGUUUGGGGUUGAAGCUGCAGUGUUUCUCCUUCCCUGCCAUACAUUUCCUCUGGUUAAAUUUGAUGGGGUUUUUUUUGUUGUUCUUUUUUUUUUUUUUUUUAAAUUUUUUCCUCCUUUAGUCCCUUUCUCAUUGCAAGGUAAGUAAAUCCAGCCACUUAACAACACCAGUAGAACAGCUCCUGUGCUCAGUGGUGCUGGGGAGGUGCUGGCCAGCAGGUGGGAACUGCAGGAAACCUGCUUUGCCUGCAGGCACUUCUUGGCACUGUUGUCCUACAAGAAGAAUAUUGCAGCUUUAAGCCAUCAGGUUGCUUUACUACUAGAUACAUGUUCUGUAAUUCUUUUUAACUCAUGGUUGAGGUAAUAGUUAUUUCUUCAUCGUUUGUGCUGUGAAAACUGUUCUUCCCACAAAUUCCUCAAAGAAGGCAAGGAUUGCUCCAUUCACUUUUUGCACAGAAAAUGAAUAAACUGCCCUCUGAGGAACGGUGACAAGGUUUCUUGUGGCUUUAAAGGGACUUGACAGGUCCUCAUCUGUAAAAAGGGAGCACAGUGCCCUCGCAGCAGCUCCUUACCAUAGUGUUUAGUCAUCUGAAAAGUGACCAAACAUGAGUUCACCUAAGAACAGUCUUUGGGUGUCAGUACUUGGAUUUUGGCUGACGUCGUAGAGGUCUUUAUAAAGACAACGACUGAAAAGUCUGUAUUGUAAUUUACAUAAAGUUAUUCUAAUAGCAUUAAUAUUUUUACACUGUAAGUAAGAUAUCUACACUGUCAAUUGGAAGUGAAAAUUACGAUGGUUCUACCUGAGGCAAAUGCAUCUGAGUGCAAAAGUUUUGGACACACCUCCUCCUGGUGAAGAGUUGAAUGUAAAAUAACAAACCAAGUUUUAUUUACUGUUAUCUGGGGGAGUUCUUCUUGUCCAGGCACACAAACCCUGAUGUGUUUGCAUUGGUAACUGAUGGCAGGAAGGGCUUUGAUAUUGCAGAACCACAAACAAUGGAUUUUUCUUUCUGCUCUUUCAACUGCUUUUUCUCCAUCUGUUGUAUGAUAACCCAGUGAAUCCCAACUGAAGCACUGGAAUGUCUUAGGAGCUUAAUCAGCUCUUUGACAGUGUUCCUAAGAGAUUCCAUGGAUGCCAUUGCCACGGAUGUCAGGUAGCUUCCAGGUCAUCUUCUGGAACAAAGCCUAGUGGCACAGUUGCAGUGUUGUACUGCUUUUCUUGUGUCUGGAGGGGUUGGGGUUUGUGCCUGUGUGGUGUGCAGCCCACACUGCUGCCUCUGAAACGUUUGUAUGGGCUGGAAGGCUUAUUUGCAGAAUAAUGACUUUGUGCUAAAAGGUCUACAAAGACUUCUAAUCGGUCGGCGGGGUUAGAAAGCAUUUGGAAUUAAUACAUGUAAAUAAAGGUGAUUAUUUGGUUGAUCUGGGAAUAUUCCUGGUUUGAUAUAAAGCGUUUAUUAAAGGGGUUUAUGAAAAACCUUGAUGGAUAAAGGGAGUUUAUUAAUGGAGCUGUGUGCUGGGAGAUCAGCCCUUAUCUCCCCCAUCCCACCCUGUGCAGGAUCCCAACUGGCAGUCGUGCAUCUGCUUCAGAUCUGUAGGAUUUGGCUGCUCUAUAGAGGGCACUCUGAGAUCUGCAGCACCAUAAAUAAAUUCAUUUCCUUAAUCUGGUAACCCGUCUUUUUACUGGACUUAAUUGAUGAUUUGGUGCAUAUACUUAAUCUUAUUGUGUGAAAAAGCUGCUAUGGAAAGUAUGUAAUUAUAAUAAAUAUGUAAACAGGAUUGAUUUUUUUUCAUGUUAUGAAGAUGUUUCGAAGGAACUGAUUUAUUUUAGUACAAGAUAAAUAUGCUGAAUUAUCUCUGAUAAAGCUUGACUGGAAAUGCUAGCUAUGGUCCUUCCAUGCAGUUCUUCUUAAUCUUUAGGAAAAUGUGGUGUUAAACAGUUUUUAUUUCUGGAAUUCCCAGCAGAGUUGCAAUGUAGUAACUCAACCAGGUCCUGCUGGCAACUUCUCAUCCCUCAGACAGACCCUGGUGUUUGUGUCCCUGCCAUUUCUGCCUGUCUGAUCCUCCUGCUCCGUUUGCUGGAGCCCACGGGCAGCACUGGGUGUGUGUUUGGUCAGCACUGAGCAUUGGCAGAACCAAGGAUGUGGGGGUUUCUGCUGCUCUGGGAAGACACAGUGGGUGUUUGUGGUCAGUACUGAGCUCAUGAGCUUUGGGUAUCCGCAUGCUGCAAGCUCCUGCUGGGUUCGUUAACUGAUCAAGCAGAACCUUAUGUAGUUCUAGAAGUCCUGUCUUUUGAAGGUCUUAAGGUUGCUGUGAGAAGAACCAGUUCCUCACUGGGUGCUGAAAAUAAAAGAGCAGAAGUAACGUGUUUGUAGGUGAUGUAAAAGUUCCAGGUCUGUGCUGACCCCUCCAGGAGCCACGUUCCCAAAACUGCUCCACCAUUCCCAGUUGGGGAACUCCCAUUUGGUUGGGUUUGUUGGGCCUCCCCAAACCCAGCAGCUUGUUUGCCAACAUCAUUCCAUGCAUAACUUUUUCUUAUGUUUUUUUUUUUUUCCCAAAAACCUUUCAUGUGAAGCAGACAGGAGGGGUGACAGGAAGAAAUAAUUCUGAAACUCCUUCUAACAGUGCUGGAUUAUGGCAGCCCUCAGAACGGCAGUGCACAGCCAAGGAGAGCACAAUGGGACAGAACUGAACCCUUUUCUGGGUGACAUCAGAAAUCCUCCUGGGAUCUGUGUGCUGGCUGCACGAACCCAGCGCUGUGCUCAGCUCUGAACAAAGCAGUGGUUUGUCCUCUGUGUGCUGCAGAGUGAGGAAAGUGGUUUAAAUCAACAUUCCCUCAAAACGAAACCACCAUCACCAAAAAAGUCAUCACCAACAAAACCUUUCUGACAAAACAUCCCAGUCCGGACUUCUGUAAGUUAAUUUCUGAUUGUAGUUUCUGAUUGCACUUUCUGAUUCUUUUUUGCUUUUCACAGAGCUGCUUGAAACUUACUGUAUCUGUAAUUACUUUUCACCUAUUGUGCAUUCUCUGGAUGUAAUUACGAAGCUUUGAUAUGUAAUUUAAUAAUAAAUGAGAACUCUAA